Molecule: messenger RNA, 469 nt
Organism: Drosophila subpulchrella
Lineage: Eukaryota; Metazoa; Arthropoda; Insecta; Diptera; Drosophilidae
Product: diptericin-A
Exons: 2
Coding region: 40-411 (123 amino acids)
Biological process (GO): defense response to bacterium
Cellular component (GO): extracellular region
Source: RefSeq, a predicted model, not a curated record
UCUAGCCGUAUUCAGUUGACAAAGUCGAGUCAAAGCAAAAUGCAUUUUACCUCCAGUUUUCUACUCAUUGCCCUGGCCUGUGCCUGUGCCUUCUCCAGCUCCUUGGCCUAUCCCUAUCCUGAUCCCCGAGAGAUUGUGAACCUGCAGCCGGAACCAUUGGCAUACUCUCCCAAUUUCGACGUUGUGCCCUUGCACAGAGUGCGUCGCCAGUUCCAACUGAAUGGCGGUGGCGGUGGCAGCCCAAAACAGGGAUUUGACCUCAACCUCAACGCCCGUGCUCCAGUUUGGCAGAGUCACAAUGGACGCCACUCCUUCGACGCCACGGGGUCGUAUGGCCAGCACCUGGGAGGACCCUACGGCAACAGCCGACCCCAGUUUGGAGCCGGGGGUGUUUACACCUAUAGGUUCUAGGAAACUAGUAAAAUUUUUUAAUAUUUAUUAAAAUACAAAUAAAAAUAAAGCGAACUUA